Molecule: messenger RNA, 1039 nt
Organism: Durusdinium trenchii
Lineage: Eukaryota; Dinophyceae; Suessiales; Symbiodiniaceae
Source: the annotation of a GenBank genome assembly
CAAGAGUUUACUAAGGUUCACCAGCUUUGUUGACAAGACCAACCCCAACAAAGGCGCAAUUGUGGGGGCACAGCUAUCUUACUUGGAGUCCCUGGGGCACUUAAACAUGGACCCUGGACAUGCAUUGCACAGUCCUGUCCAGCGAGGUCUCAGCGGACAUCAUCAGCUUCAAUACAGUCCUCAGCGCGAGUUCUUGGAGAGACGCUUUGCAGAGCUUCCAGACGCUUCAGACCACGGCCUCGCUUCGCUGCGAUGCUACCAGCAUCAACUCCUUGCUCAGCGCCUGUGAGAAGGGUUCUGCCUGGGCAGAAGCACUUUCACUGUUGGCCUGGCGACAUGCCGACGUUUUCGCGCAGAGUGCCACCAUCAGCGCGUGCAGCAAGGUCAAGCUUUGGGAAGAAGCUUUGCGCUGUGCACCGUGCCCAAAGAAGGCGAACGUGGUAACUUGCAGCGCAAGCAUCAAAGCCUGCGAAGAAGGGGGCCUGUGGCUUGAAGCUUUGCACAGCUUGGGAGAGUUGGCUGGCUAUCGCUGCGUAGGCAAUGUGUUCACGUAUUCAGCUGCCAUCUCUGCUUGUGAGAAGAGCUCAGCGUGGCCUGCGGCUUCUGGGCUCUUUCAGCAGAUGGCGUCGUGCCGCGUGCGGCCAAAUGUGGUGAGCUACGGUGCGGCGGUCAAGGCCGCCAAGGACUGGCAGCUUUCGAUCUUGAUCCUGGCUGAGAUGGUCGAGGCAGCUUUGCGGAUCAACACGGUCGUUUUCAGCGCUGUCAUCGCUGCCUGUGCUCGUGCAUCCCAGAGAAACCUGGUUCUCGCCAUGUCUUCUGAGAUGGUCACUGCAGGUGUGGCGAUGGACGCAGAGACCUGCAGCGCAAUCGUCAGUGUUCAGUUGCUUCCAAGCACCUUCACUUUGCAACUCCUUCAACGGAGCUGCGAAGCUUCCCGCGCCGCCUUUAGGGAGGAUGCUCUCAUUCACUUUCGAAGCUGAUAGAGCUUUGGGGUGGGUGUGAACUGUUCAGGGAGUCAAAUCACAUGCUAGGUGCCACC